GAAACACAUCGUCGAGGCAUAUUGAGUUGUUGAUUUCGUGAAAAAAAGCACAACGCAGCUCCGGGGUGGCUUAUAAUUUAUAUCUAUCCUGACAUCUUAUUCCUUGAUACCUUCUAACAAAGACCGGCUGUACAUUGCGCUUUAUGCUCGAGGUGGAGCACCCACGAUGCCGGGUGCAGAAGAUACAUACCACUGGGCUAUCAUAACGGGACCCAAAACCGAAGUCGAAGAUGGGCGAGGCAUGCGGUAUCAUGCCAAAGAGCGGCCGAGCGGUCCAGGCAAAAUGGAGUGGUUCUUUGAAGAGCGCGAGGUGCCGCUUGCCGCCACCAACAUGCUGCUUGUCCGGGUCAUGAUUGGCAAGGUCGAGAAGCGCGAUCGGCUUAUAAAUAUUCUGCGGAGUGUGCCUAUUCGACAAAACGUCCAGGGUUGGAAUUGCGUGUGGUGGGUGAAGGAGGCUUUGGAGCUGCUCAGGGCUGAUGGGAAAGCGCUGGGAACGAGCAUACUUGAAUGGAAAUCCGUUAGGGAUUGCGCAAUGGCAUACUGUCAGGCGAAAAAGGACAAGCAUCGCUUCGAUGGCAAGGUCAAAUAUGACAUGACAAAGGCUGCCACCUUUGACUUGAUUGAGGGAAAGGAGACAAUACCCUGAGAGUCAGAAGGAGCGACAGAGACUCGGGCCUGUAAUCUGUCACAUUAGCUCGGGGAAAAACACAACCAAGUUCGAUUUUCCCUUACUAUUGAUGCUCAAAAAUCGCCAAAAUAUUUUAGUCUAAUCUGCUCCAUAGCCAAUUCUCUAGGC
Xylona heveae TC161 is the source of this 796-nucleotide messenger RNA. RefSeq lists its product as hypothetical. The transcript has 2 exons. The record is from RefSeq and is a predicted model, not a curated record. Lineage: Eukaryota; Fungi; Ascomycota; Xylonomycetes; Xylonales; Xylonaceae. The coding region runs from base 167 to 646 and encodes 159 amino acids.